CCCCCCCUUCAGUCUAUCCUCCCUCCAUCUCCCCCCCUUCAGUCUUGCACAGGUGUCCCGACUCUUCCCCUUCAGUCUUGCACCGGCUCCUCCCCUUCGGUCUUACACAGGUGUACCGGCUCCUCCCCUCCAGUCUUGCACAGGUGUAUCGGCUCCUCCCCUUCAGUCUUGCACAGGUGUACCAGCUCCUCCCCUCCAGUCUUACACAGGUGUACCGGCUCCUCCCCUUCAGUCUUGCACAGUGUACUGGCUCCUCCCUUUCAGUCUUGCACUGGCUCCUCCCCUUUGGUCUUACACAGGUGUACCAGCUCCUCCCCUCCAGUCUUGCACAGGUGUACCAGCUCCUCCCCUUCAGUCUUGCACAGCUGUACUGGCUCCUCCCCA
Molecule: messenger RNA, 384 nt
Organism: Staurois parvus
Lineage: Eukaryota; Metazoa; Chordata; Amphibia; Anura; Ranidae
Source: the annotation of a GenBank genome assembly